This is a messenger RNA of Batrachochytrium dendrobatidis JAM81, 297 nucleotides long. RefSeq lists its product as uncharacterized. The record is from RefSeq and is a predicted model, not a curated record. Gene Ontology annotation, cellular component: SBF transcription complex; MBF transcription complex. The transcript has a single exon. Gene Ontology annotation, molecular function: DNA binding; transcription regulator activity. NCBI's taxonomy places the organism in Eukaryota, Fungi, Chytridiomycota, Chytridiomycetes, Rhizophydiales. The annotation marks the transcript as partial.
GUCCGUUCGGCCUGCUACUCGGGUGUCAUUGUCUACGAACUCAAAGCCAAAAAUGGUGUUCCUGUCAUGCGCCGCAAACACGAUGCCUUUGUUAAUGCAACUCAGAUUCUUCGUGCUGCUGGUCUUCCAAAGCCCGCUCGCACAAAGGUUUUGGAAAAAGAUAUAUCAAUGGGCCCACACGAGAAAAUUCAAGGCGGCUACGCUGGUUUCCAAGGUACUUGGGUACCCCUUGAUAGUGCCAUCAUGUUGGCUGAAACCUACAAAAUGUGGGAUGAGCUGCAGCCUUUGCUAGAGUAU